This is a messenger RNA of Theileria annulata, 1149 nucleotides long. RefSeq names its product choline/ethanolamine kinase, putative. Gene Ontology annotation, molecular function: choline kinase activity; ethanolamine kinase activity. The record is from RefSeq and is a predicted model, not a curated record. Gene Ontology annotation, biological process: phosphatidylcholine biosynthetic process; phosphatidylethanolamine biosynthetic process. NCBI's taxonomy places the organism in Eukaryota, Apicomplexa, Aconoidasida, Piroplasmida, Theileriidae. Gene Ontology annotation, cellular component: cytoplasm. The coding region runs from base 1 to 1149 and encodes 382 amino acids. The transcript has 2 exons.
AUGUUAAACUCGAACUAUGAUACUUCACUAGGUCUGGAACAUGAAAACAAAACCAAAUUUGAUUCUUUAACAUUUAAAUAUGAUCACAGUCAUAGUAAUCUAAAGAGUCUCUGUAUCCGGCAUGUUCCAUUUUGGAACAAUGUCAACCCUGAAUUCAUAGAAAUUAAAAAGAUGAACAAUGGAGUAACCAAUCGUGUAUACCAGGCGACAUUAGUCGAUGGAGAUAAAGAUAGAUAUCCCAUAAAGUCAGUAUGUAUUAAAAAAUCAUCGACAUAUAAUUCGCUAGUGAUUGAUGAUGAUUUACAGUAUCGUAUUGCAAAAUUAUUAGGUGAUAAUAAUUUCGGACCUAGAAUAAUUGGUCGUUUUGGUGAUUUUACUAUUCAGGAAUGGGUUGAAGGAAAUACUAUGGGAAUUGAUUCAUUACAAAAUUUAUCAGUUUUGACUGGUAUUGCUUCAUCACUGGCAAAGUUCCACAAGAAAGUUACAGAGCUGGUUCCAAAGGAAUGGGACAGAACUCCUAUGUUUUUAACCAAAAUAGCUACUUGGUCUCCACAUGUUGAAAGAAUUAUUAAAAAAUAUAAUUUGGGUUUCGAUUAUAAUGAGUUGGUUCAGAACUAUGAAAUGUUCAAAAAGAUCCUAAACAAUCACCUAAAUACAUCAAAUUCCAUCACAAACUCAAUACUAUUCUGCCACAACGAUUUAUUUUUUACUAACAUUCUUGAUACCUUACAUGGGAUAUAUUUCAUUGAUUUUGACUAUGCCGGAUUCAAUUAUGUUGGAUGGGACAUCGCCAAUUUCUUCAAAAUAAUAUAUAUUCUACUCGAUCCUCUGAUGAAAUAUUACCUAUAUCAUAACACUUCCCCUGUGAAAGACGAAUUCAAACCACUUUUCAUCUCAGUAUAUCUUUCUCAAUUACUGGGUCAAAAUGUUUUACCAUCUGACGAUUUGGUAAAUGAUUUUCUACAGAGUUUAGAAAUACACACCUUAGGUGUAAAUUUAUAUUGGAUUUAUUGGUCCUUAAUAAUGACUGACAAACCGAAGAUUGAUCCUUCUAAUUCUGUUAAAUUUGAAGGUUAUGCAAUGUUCCAAUAUAAUUUAUUUAGGAAUAAUAUUAGGAGGUUAACUGAUAAUAAAAUUGUAAAUACCUAA